This is a messenger RNA of Daphnia pulicaria, 1771 nucleotides long. RefSeq lists its product as uncharacterized. The transcript is spliced from 10 exons. The record is from RefSeq and is a predicted model, not a curated record. NCBI's taxonomy places the organism in Eukaryota, Metazoa, Arthropoda, Branchiopoda, Diplostraca, Daphniidae. Gene Ontology annotation, molecular function: protein binding. Bases 414 to 1664 code for a protein of 416 amino acids.
AGUGAAUACCAGAAAAUGAUAAAAGUAUCGGUAAGAAAAUACAAAAAAUUUUGUUAUGACUUUUGAGACAAGCGGAAGUUAAAAAAAAAUUUGAAAUGAUUUGACAUUUUCUUGCAUUUCGUUAUUAAUCCCUAUAGUUAAUUGCCAUUAUCUGGGUUUGGCACUGUGUCGUCUAUGGACAAAUCCCCGUCGAUAAUUUUGACCCUUAUAACUCCUAUUAUGUUCCCUACGCUUCGACGUUUGUCGAUCAACCCACAAAGCAAAUAAAUUACAAAACAGCAGCUCAACUAGGCGAAAGUGGCGAAUUAAGGACCCUUCAAAACAUCAAGAAUUUAUUGCUCCAGGGGUUCAGGCAGAUCAAAAUUAAACAACAGGAAGCCACCAUAGCGAGUUUGAAAGCACAAUUAAAAGCAAUGCAAUCUGAUCUAGACAUUAUGACCGAAAACGUUGCAAAAUUAAUUGUAGCCCUGGCUGUUACAAAGUCAGAUUUGGCGAUGAAAGCCAAUCAAGCAGAUCUUGACCAAACGAACGCAGAUGUUUCAAAUUUGAAUACAGCGUUAGACGACACAAAUGCCAUUUUGGACUCGAAAGCCAAUCUAGAAGACCUAGCCUCAACGAACAAUGAUGUUUCAACAUUGAGUGCCAAAUUGGACGAAACAAAUGCUCUUUUGGAAACGAAAGCCACUCAAGUAGAACUAGCCAAUACCAACAGCGAUGUUUCAAACUUGAGGGAUAAAUUGAGCGAAAUAAGUGGCGAGUUGGGGACGAAAGCCAGUCAAGCAGAGCUAGAUAAAACGAACACCGCUGUUUCGACAUUGAGUGGUACAUUGGAAGAAACCAAUCUCGUUUUGGAGUCGAAAGCCACCCAAGCAGAUCUAGACAGCACCAAGGGAGACGUUUUAACACUGAGUGAAACAUUGACUGCAUCAAAUGAAAAUUUGGCGGCCACGCAAUUAGAUCUGGAAGCAGCGAAGAAUGAUAUUUCAGAUUUGAAAGAACUUGCGAAAACCAAUUCUAUUGAUAGAGUCCCCGAAUCUUGCGGAGACCUCCAGGGUAUCGGCCAUGUCAAAAGCGGAAUCUACUCCGUCAUGGCCGACAAACAAAUCAAAAACGUCUAUUGCGAUUUCACCAAAGCAAGCGAUGGAGCAGAUUUCCAAAAAUUGAUUGGCACCGUCGACAUGAAAUCGACACCUGCCUAUUUCUACGCUCAAAAAACGUCCAGCUAUUCGGUAGCUAACACAGUGGUUCCAUUCGAGUCGACGAAAACCAAUGUGGGAGGUGCCUUUGAUACGGCUACUGGAGAAUUCACCGCCCCGGCAGCGGGGAAAUAUUUUUUCGUUUUUUCGUGUUUGAGUUCGGAUAUUCCCACGCGAGUUAAUUUGGAGGUCAACUCUGCCGCUGUCGCCCAAACGUACGGCGAAAUCUUUCCUCAGACUUUGACCGUCCACGCUACACUGCAACUAUCCAAAGACGACAAAGUGAGGAUGUUUUUAGUCGAAGGGUCAAUGAAAGAAGAUGGAGUUAAAUUUACUAAUUUUGCCGGUUGGCUUAUCGAGGAAGACGAAUUGACACGUUUGAUUCGUGCCUAUUCUCGUAACAUUUCCCUAUCCCCCAGUAAAAAUUUGCCUAUCUUUAGUGGACAUUUGUUUUUCUUCCGGCGCUAACUAGUUCGUAUAUAAACUACACUAUUUAAUGAUAAUAUACCAGUGAAAAGAACGAAAAAGUGUUUAAAUUAAUUCAAAUGGAAUUUUCAAGUGUUCUUUCCAGCUAA